Molecule: messenger RNA, 713 nt
Organism: Hydra vulgaris (swiftwater hydra)
Lineage: Eukaryota; Metazoa; Cnidaria; Hydrozoa; Anthoathecata; Hydridae
Source: RefSeq, a predicted model, not a curated record
CUUCCGUUCUUUUUUAAAAAGGAAAUAUUUGGCGUAAUUUAAUUUUUUUAAACGGCUAAAUAUUAUCAAAUUUAAAAAUGGCGAGAAUUGUAUCACAUGGUAAUAAUAAAACUCCAGCUGUUUAUCAACUUGAGAAAAAUGGAGAACAUUGGAUGCUUGGAUCUGAAGUUGGUUCUGCAAUGCAGUUUUACAAAGGAGCCUUAUAUAAAAGAUUUCCUUCGCUAUACCGACGUGUUUUAACAUUAGAAGAGCGACAAAUAUUAUGCAAUUUAAACGUAGAUAUGCGAACAUUGACGAAUUUAGGAACUAUGGUUGUAAAAGCGUCAGAAGCAAGAAAAGUGCUAAGUGGUGACGGAGACAUUUAUAGACAAAAAAAUACUCAAGUUGCAAAAGAAAACAACAAAAAUAAGAUUGCAAUAAACAUUGCGUUCUGCCGUCAAAAAACAAAUAUAAAAGAUCAAGAAAAUUGUACGUAUAUUCCUACAGCUUGUGGAAAAGAACUCAAAAGUAUUACUUCUAAACUUAAUAUUAAAUCAGGGUUCGCAAAAGUAAAGAAUGAUUCUAUAGACUCGACGAAUGUGGAAGUGAGAUAUAUAGAACCCGAAUUUGUAAGUGUGACGACUCUUCCGACUUUGUGCGAAAAAAAAAAAAAUCGAUCCAGAGAAUUUUUAAAGCAAUUAUUUAAAGUCAAGUAAGUAUGAUCUCUGGAUUGA